AUGGCACCUGUAAGCCCAAUCUUCACCCUCCUCGAUCGCUUCAGCUCACCCCCCUCGCAGCAGCAAAAGCAACCCGAGCGCCUCAAGCACGUUGCCGAGAAGGCGACCUCCAACAAUCCCUCCCAGCUGGGCGACCCCGUCUCGCUCAAGGCCGAAGUCUCGAAGCUGGUGCCGACGGAGGGCGAGCAGGGAGCCGCGAGUUCCAGGGAGUCGUCGGCGGGACCGACGGGCAAGGGCGCGGCCGGGGCGAAGAACUCGGACGGCUCGCCGGUGCAGGACCACGAGAAGAAGAGGCUGAAGCAGGUCGCGGAGGAGAACAUGGAGGCCGGGAACCCGUCGCAGCUGGGGGACCCGGUUAGUCUCAAGGCGGAGACGAGUGAUACGGAGCCGACGGGCGAGGCGGAUGGGCAGAGGAGGGAGAAGUCGAAGUUGAUGUUUUCCGGCACCGCAGCAGCCUUGCUUCUCUUCCUCGGGGCCUCAUCCGCCCUGAUGUGCGGUAACAACGGUACUCGGACUGCUCCCGAGCUCCCCCAGAUCUCCCUCGCGACGGGAUAUGUCAAGGGCAACGACUCGGUAAAGCCCAUUGACGUCUACUUCCACAUCGUCAGCACGGAGGCGAACAAGACCAUGAUCACCGACGCCAUCAUUGAUGCUCAGUUCGAUGUGCUAUAUUCAACCUUCCUCCGCCACGGCUUCGAGUUCAACCUCGUCAACGUCUCUCGCACAGUCGACGACGUGUGGGCAAGUCCUAUUCUCCCAGACGACACAGAGGACCUCGCGUGGUUGAAGGCCACCCGCCGUGGUGGCUACGACGCGCUCAACUUGUACUUCUUCUCGGACAUGAAUUCCGAAUCCGGGGGUUUCGGCACAAACCCGAGGAUUCUGAAUGCCACGGACGGAGGCUGGAGUUUCUACGCGGACGGGUGCAUGAUCAACGGCGGCACGAUGCCCGGCAUGAGUCCCCGCCUGUACAACGACACGGGUCCUCACAAAGGCCAUGUUGCGAUCCACGAGGUUGGCCACUGGUUUGACCUGGAGCACACCUUCGAAGGAGGUUGUGAUGAUGAAGAUGGGGUUGCCGAUACGCCUGCGCAGAAUGGUUGGGUUGAAGGAUUCGAGUGUCCUGAAGGUAGGAACUCGUGCCCCGAUCGACCUGGGUUGGACCCUCUUCGUAAUUUCAUGAAUUACGGAAAAGACAGCUGCAUGGCGGAGUUUACCCUCGGCCAGGAGGAGAGAAUGCAUCAGCGGUUCACUGCUUACCGUAGACCACUGAUACUCUAG
This is a messenger RNA of Colletotrichum karsti, 1281 nucleotides long. RefSeq lists its product as uncharacterized. Gene Ontology annotation, molecular function: metallopeptidase activity. NCBI's taxonomy places the organism in Eukaryota, Fungi, Ascomycota, Sordariomycetes, Glomerellales, Glomerellaceae. The transcript has 4 exons. The record is from RefSeq and is a predicted model, not a curated record. The coding region runs from base 1 to 1281 and encodes 426 amino acids.